AUGACUAUUAUCCGUGACGCUCUGUCUCCUCUCACAAACACUGUGAUCGUUCCACAUUCCGGCCUGAAUAAUUCUUCUUUUGACGACGAUCAUAAAGUCAAGUUUCAGUCCUCUUCGGUUUUACGGAAUACCACUGGCUGCAUGAGAAAUCUGAGUUCAGCAGGAGAAGAGGCUCGCAAGCAGAUGAGAUAUUGUGAAGGGCUGGUAGACUCCCUCCUCUUUGUGAUUCAGACCUGCGUGAACACAUCAGAUUUUGACAGCAAGACAGUGGAGAACUGUGUCUGUACGUUAAGAAACCUAUCUUACCGUCUAGAAUUGGAAGUGCCUCAAGCUCGCUUGCUGGGAAUUAAUGAAAUGGAGGACUUCUGCAAGGAAUCCCCCAGCAAGGAAUCUGACUCGAGCUGUUGGGGUAAAAAA
Staurois parvus is the source of this 417-nucleotide messenger RNA. Lineage: Eukaryota; Metazoa; Chordata; Amphibia; Anura; Ranidae. The record is from the annotation of a GenBank genome assembly.